Clonostachys byssicola is the source of this 327-nucleotide messenger RNA. The record is from the annotation of a GenBank genome assembly. NCBI's taxonomy places the organism in Eukaryota, Fungi, Ascomycota, Sordariomycetes, Hypocreales, Bionectriaceae.
AUGCAGUCCUUGGGACAUUCCGCGCAGCGUGGGAGAAAACACAUCGUCGAAGAAAAGCAGAAGAACGAAGCGAAUCUGAAAGAAAAUGAAGGAUAUAUCGCGCAGAACACUGCCUUGAUGAAGCAGCAGAAGGCAGACUUGGAUGCAAAGGCUGAAGCGGAAAAGGCUGCAGACAAGGAAAGAAAAGAGAAGCAAAUUGCAGCUGAAAACGUCCUCAAGGGCUGGGACACACGUAAAGAAAAGGAGGCGGCGGCUGUAGCGGGUAACAAAGCAAUUGGGGAGGACAGCACUCAACUCGACCAAUUGACGGAUGAUGAGAGCUCGUAG